AUGGAAGCGAAUUACUACGCAAUGCGAGUCCACAAGUCACAUAUCCUCACCUUAGCCACUUUGAAAAUUAACCCCGGAAAAAUAGCGAUUGCGCUUCGGAGUCGCAGCAAAAUAGCGGUUGAAGCGGUUGGGAAAAUAGCGGUUAAAGCGGUUGCGGUUGAAACGCGAUUUCUGACUAUCUGCGUUUGCGUUCUGAGAAAUUGCGUUUGGCAGAUUCGCGAUCCAAAACUGCGUUUGCGUUUCCAAAACGGAUUAGGGUUUUUCUGA
This is a messenger RNA of Microthlaspi erraticum, 267 nucleotides long. The record is from the annotation of a GenBank genome assembly. NCBI's taxonomy places the organism in Eukaryota, Viridiplantae, Streptophyta, Magnoliopsida, Brassicales, Brassicaceae.